CCUCCGGGGAUAAGCGCUGCAUCCCCCUGAGAGUGGGGAUCUGGGAGCUUAUCUUCAAUCCGCCGCGGUCAGCGCGAAGAUAUUAUUUAGAUCAUAGGAGCUCUGGUUAACAAGAACUCUUUGGAAGGAGUGCUCUUAUAGAAAACUCUCAAUAUACAACAAAAAAAAUAAUAGUGUCUUCGCAUAGGCGCUGUAGGAAUCGGAAAAAACUACGUAACUAAACCAGUAUCUCUGACUAAAUACGACGGACGCGGCACUGCAAAUGCGGGGAAGGUGUCUUAUCAGGAAAUUGGGGCGUUGUAUCCUAUCGCCCGACUCUCUAAGCACGCGAUGAAACUACCCGAAGAGAGUCUUUUUGUCGCUGUUCUUACAGAGAAUCACUUUCAGAUCCAAGUUCGAGUUGUUACCCGCAAACGAAAUAUAUCGAAAGCCAGAACCUUUGAUUAGGAAACGGCACAAUGACGGGCAAUGCCGAAUAUGAGGUCUUCAAGCUAGGAGACUGGGACCUGCAGAGCGGUGAAAAGAUCGAAGCCGCUCAUAUCGCUUACAAGACCUUUGGAGACCCAAAGAAUCCUGCGAUUGUGUAUCCGACGUGGUUCUCCGGAUCUAUCUCCGAUAAUAUCUGGUUGAUAGGAGAGGAUAAGACUUUGAAUCCGACUAAGUAUUUCAUUAUCAUACCGGCACUGUUCGGGAACGGUCAAUCGUCUUCUCCGUCAAAUCACCCUACGGCUAAGCCGUUUCCGAGGUGUUCUUUCUACGAUAACGUCCGGGCUCAGUAUGAGCUCGUGACGAAGCACCUAGGAAUUAAGCACCUGCGUGCAGUUGUCGGUUGGUCGAUGGGAGCCGCGCAGAGUUUCCAAUGGGCGACGCAGUAUCCUGAUUUCAUGGAUCUGGUGGUACCAUUCUGCGGCUCCGCGAGGACUUCUUUGCAUAAUCAAGUCUUCCUGGAAGGUGUUAAGAGCGCUCUUCUCGCGGCGAAAAAGAUCCCUUCUGCAGGUUCGGGGGAGGGCGCUGUAGUUGUUGAUGGGGUUGCGUAUAGGGAGUGGACACCCGAGGAGAAAGACAUUGGGCUCAAGGCCUUUGGAAGAGGAUAUGCUGGAUGGGGAUUCAGUCAAGCUUUCUACAGAGAGAAAGUAUAUGAAAACGUUCUUGGAUACAAGUCGCUUGAGGAUUUCAUGGUCAACUUCUGGGAGAAGUGGGCUUGCUCGAAAGAUCCUGAUAACUUGCUGGUGAUGCUCCAAACUUGGCAGAAUGGCGAUGUCUCGAAACAGGAGCCGUAUAAUGGAGAUUUUGAGAAAGCUCUGGCUUCAAUCAAAGCAAAGACCUUAGUUCUUCCAGGGAAGACAGAUCUGUAUUUCCCGCCUGAAGAUUCCGAGUAUGAGGUUCAAUGCAUGAAAGACGGGAUAGGCCAGCUAGACGUCUUUCCGUCGAUAUGGGGUCACUGGGCGGGAGGGCCUGGAGAUAGCAAAGAUGACGUUAAAUGGCUCGAUGAGAAAUUGGCCAAGUUCUUUGAAUGCUGAAGCUGUCUGAAGUCGCCGGAUAGGCAGGGUUACAGGGUAGUCAGAGCAGAGGAACGCGAACAUGAAACUCCAUCACUCAAUCAGUUGCACUGUAUAGCGUUUCAUGUCUCCUAAAAUAAGGACUCGUUCUUCACUUUUUGUCCAGUAACUGGGUUGUGAUAAGCGCCCGGAGUAGUAGUGUUGGUCACCCUCAGGGC
Molecule: messenger RNA, 1717 nt
Organism: Paecilomyces variotii
Lineage: Eukaryota; Fungi; Ascomycota; Eurotiomycetes; Eurotiales; Thermoascaceae
Product: homoserine acetyltransferase family protein
Exons: 6
Coding region: 459-1520 (353 amino acids)
Biological process (GO): biosynthetic process
Molecular function (GO): acyltransferase activity, transferring groups other than amino-acyl groups
Source: RefSeq, a predicted model, not a curated record